AACCCUUGAACUUUAAAUUGCUGUGGCGAGAGAUUAACACCGCGUGUUAGGAGCUGCACGCAUGAUUAUUUCUUUAAACCAAAUGGAUAAGAAAACCGAAGCAGCAGCAUUGUGAGCAAUGAUUGCAAACAUCACAAUAUUUAUAUAGAUAUAGACCCCAAAGACCCCAAGUGUAAACAGGAAACGAGGACCAUUUGAGGGUUAAUACAGUGCUGUCUAAACCAACUCAGAGAAACCAGCCCAAUGAAAACGUUGCUGAUAUAAUGGCAGAGGAGCAAGGAAAGGACUCUGCCUCUGAGAUAUGUCUCUUAGAGAAACAAAGUUACCAGUCCAAAGGUGAAGUAGGCCUACCAAACUUCAAUGAGGAAACACUAUCAACUACCGAAAGUGAAAGACCAGAUAGAUUCAGCAAUGUGUCUUUGAAGAGUCACCGGUCCAAAGGUGAAGGACCAAACUUUAAAGAGAAAACACCAUCAACUACCAGAAGUGACCUGUCCAAAGGUGAGGGACCAAACUUCAGUGAGGUACCCAAAAGAAAACAAUGGCAGACGGGCACAGUAAAUAUUGGUGCAGAGAUUACACGAUGGAAAAAUCUAAAACAGCAAAAGAACAUGGAUGAUGUACAACUGGCAAAUUAUCUUUUAAACUGGGUUCAGCAUGAGACACCAGACUCCGGCUUAAAGACUUUCAAGUAUUCUAAAGAUUUAUCCAACAUCUUUCAGGAACUUGAGCAAAUAAUAAUCGUCUUUUUUAAAAAUGAGCUGGACAAAUUUAAGAAAAUAAUAAAAAAAGAAAACACAAAAUACUUUGUGAAGGACUUUGAGGAGGCUAGAAGCAAAAUCAAAGAAGCAGCCCUUGAAAUCACACUCUACUUCCUAAGACAAAUGAAGAAAGAUAAAGUAGCUGAUGAUAUACAAGAUGAGCUAAUCUCCAUUCAUCAGCGACCAAUAAAAAGAAACCUGAAGAAGAGGUUUGAGUGUGUAUCUGAAGGAAUUGCAAAGCACGGUGACUCCACAUCCUUAAAUAAAAUCUACACCGAGCUCUAUAUAACUGAGGGUGAACAGGUCAACGCCGGACACGAUAUAGCACAGAUUCAGUCCGAUUCUAAGCGUCCUGAUAUACAAGAGAAAUCUGUUAACUACACAAACGUGUUUAAACAAACUGAAGAAGACAAGUAUAUCAGAACUGUGCUGACAAAAGGAGUUGCCGGGAUUGGAAAAUCUGUCUCUGUGCAGAAAUUUGUUCUGGACUGGGCUGAAGAAAAGGUCAAUAAGGACAUCACCUUCAUAUUUCCACUUCCUUUCAGAGAGAUAAACUUCCAGGAGAAAGAUAAACUGAGUCUGAUGGACCUUGUUAUUCAGUAUUUCCCAGAAACAAAAGGAAUGAACCUUACGAGGAAUGAUAAAUUUAAAAUCCUUUUCAUUUUUGAUGGAUUGGAUGAAUGCAGACUUCCUCUAAAAUUUGAGGAUAAUGAGAUUUGCCGUGAUGUUACAAUGAAAGUCCCUUUGGACGUUCUCCUAACAAAUCUCUUUAAGGGAAAUCUGUUUCCUUCUGCUCUCAUUUGGAUAACCAGCAGACCAGCAGCAGCCAGUAAGAUACCUCCUGAAUGUAUUGACCGGGUGACAGAGGUACGAGGGUUCAAUGAUGAACAAAAGCAGGAGUACUUCAGAAAAAAAAUCCCGGAUACGACUCUGGCUGAAAAAAUCAUUAAGCAUGUUAAGGAAUCAAAAAGCCUCUUUAUCAUGUGUCACAUCCCAGUCUUCUGCUGGAUUUCAGCCACUGUGCUCCAGAACAUUUUGGAAAAGAAAUCCAAUCAGCCUGAUGACACCCUUGAAUCACCAGGGGGAUUAGAUUCUGAUGAUACACCUCAAACUCUGACCCAGAUGUACACACAUUUUUUCCGAUUUCAGAUCCUGCAGAGCAGUCGAAAGUAUGACGGAAAUUAUGGACCAGAUAUUUCCUGGGAAAAAGGGGAUAUCUCUUUACUGGGAAACCUAGCAUUUCAGCAACUUAAAAGAAACAACCUGAUCUUCUAUUACUCAGACCUGGAAGAAAGCGGUAUUAAUGUCUCUAAUGCAACAGCAUACUCAGGGAUGUUUACCCAAAUAUUUAAGGAGGAAACGGGGAUGAGACUUGAAACCACAUUCUCCUUUGUUCACAUGAGUUUUCAAGAGUUUGUUGCAGCUCUUUAUGCACAUCUGUUUCUAGAUAGCAAGAAGACAAAUGUAUUUGCUGAGAAGCACACGGAGCAGGAGGGCACAAAUGAAACGAUGUUUGGUUUGCUUAAGACUGCAGUGAACAAGGCACUUGAGAGUGACACUGGUCAUCUAGACCUUUUUCUUCGCUUCCUACUUGGCCUGUCACUAAAGUCCAAUCGGCCACUCCUACGAGGUCUGUUGACGCAGCAGGACCAAAAUGGUGAGCAGACCAAAACGGAAAUAGUGAAGUACAUCAAACAGAAAUUAAAUGAAAAUCUGUCUCCAGAAAGGUCCAUCAAUCUGUUCUACUGUCUGCAUGAACUGAAUGACCAAACUCUGGUGAAGGAAAUUCAAGACCAACUAAACAGUGGAAGUCUCUCAUCUGUUGACCUCUCGCCUGCUCAGUGGUCAGCUUUGGCUUUUGUGUUGGUGACAUCAGACGUGGAGCUGGAAGACUUUGAGCUUCAGAAAUUCAAGAAAUCAGAUGAGUGUCUUCGUAGACUAGAGAUGGUCGUUAAAAACUCCAAAAGAGCUCUGCUAAAUGAUUGUAACCUCACAGAGAAUAGCUGUUUUUGUCUGGCUAAAGUUUUUAAAUCAGAUAACAGUCUAAAGGAGCUCAACAUGAACAAUAAUAGUCUGCAUGAUUCAGGAGUAAAGGAGCUCUGCACUGGACUGGAGAAUGUAAAGUGUAAACUAGACAUACUGAGGCUCGAUAAAUGUGAUCUAACAGAAGAAAGUUGUUCAGCUCUUGCUUCAGUUCUUGGUUCAGACUCAACCAGUCUGAAGGAGCUUGACCUGAGCAAUAAUAAACUACAGGAUUCAGGAGUGAAGCUGCUGUCUGAUGGACUACAAAAAAACUCUACACUGGAGAUACUCAGACUUUCAAACUGCAGUAUUACAGAAGAAGGUUAUAAAAGUUUGGCUUCAGCUCUGAAGUUAAACCCCUCACACCUGACAGAGCUGGAUCUCACAGGAAAUGAUCCUGGAGAAUCAGGAGUGAAGAUGCUUACUGAUGUACAACAGCAUCAAGACUGUACACUCAAAACACUGAGAUUCUUAAAAAAUCCUGCAGAGACAGCCCUAAAGUAUCUGAAUGACGUUCUUGGUGAAAACCUUUUAUUUAAGAGAGAGCUGGAUUUGAGUAAACAUGAACUACGAGAAUCAGGAUUGAAGGAUCUUGCUGCUGUACUGGAGGAUAAGCACUGCAAAAUAAAGACACUGAUCCUCAAUGACAAACCCUACAUCAGAGAAGAAGAUUGUGCUGCUCUGGCUUCAGCCUUUAUAUCAAACCCUUCAAACCUGAUCGAGCUGGAUCUAAGCAGGAGCAAACUUAAAGAUUCAGGAAUAAAGUGUUUCUCCACUCUGUUUGAGAAUUUACAGUGUAAACUGAAAAAACUAAAGUUUAAUUGUGUUGAUAUUACGAAAGAAGGUUGUACUCUUCUGGCUUCAGCAUUAAAUGCAAAUCCUUCACAUCUUCGAGAGCUGGAUCUGACUGGAAAUAAAAUAGAAGAUUGCGGAGUCACAGAAAUCUCAACUCUACUGAAAAAUUCUGAAUGCAGACUGGAGAAACUGAGACUUUCAAACUGCAGCAUUACAGAAGAAGGUUAUAAAUCUUUAGCUUUAGCUCUGGAGUCAAACCCCUCACACCUGACAGAGCUGGAUCUCAGAGGAAAUGAUCCUGGAGAAUCAGGAGUAAAGAUGCUCAUUGAUGUAAAAAAGAAAUCAAACUAUACACUGAAAAAACUGAGGCUUUUAAAAAGUUCUGAAGCUGAGAAAGGCUGUCAGUAUGUGAUGAAUGUUGUCCAUGAAAACCCUUUACUCAUGACAGAGCUGAAACUGACUCGCAUUAAACUGACAGACACCAAAGUGAAGCACCUGGCUGCUCUUUUAGAGGAUAAGCACUGUAAACUAAAGACAAUACAGUUUGAUUACAACGGUAUUUCAGAAAGCGGCUGUGCUGAUCUGUUGUCAGCUUUUAAUACUAAUCCUUCAAACUUGAAAGAGUUGGAUCUGAGUGGAAAUCAAUUCGGAAACGCAGGCAUCGAGAAGAUCUCCACUUUGCUGAAAAAUUCACUAUGCAGGCUGGAAAAACUGAAGUUUUCAAACUGUGGUAUUACCGAAAAUGGUUACAAAACCUUGGCAUUGGCUCUGAAAUCGAAUCCCUCACACCUGACAGAGCUGAAUCUAACAGAAAAUGAUCCUGGAGAUUCAGGAGUGAAGAUGCUCAUUGAUGCACAAAAGACUAACCAAGGCUGUAAAUUGCAGACCAUCAGGUUUCUAAAAAGUCCUGCUGCAGAAGAGGCGUGUAAAUAUCUGACUGAAGUUUUGGAUCAAAACCCCUUAUUGCUAACAGAACUGGAUUUGAGCGACAACAAAUUAGGAGACCUGGAUGGAAACAAUCUUUCCGCUCUUUUAAUGGACUCGCAUAGCAGACUGGUGAAAAUUAGGCUGAAUAAUUGUGACCUCACAGAGAAAAACUGUUCAGCUUUAGCCGCUGUUUUGUCUUCCAACACCAUUCUGAAAGAGAUUGACUUGAAUGACAGCUGUCUGCCGGAUUCAGGAGUAAAACAGCUCUGUGAGGAACUGAAAAUGUCAAAGCUGAAAAUUCUUAAACUAAGUAAGUGUGGUCUGGAAGAGGAAGAUUGUUCAGCUCUUGCUUCAGUUCUUGGUUCAGACUCAACCAGUCUGAAGGAGCUUGACCUGAGCAAUAAUGAACUACAGGAUUCAGGAGUGAAGCUGCUGUCUGAUGGACUACAAAAUAACUCCACAUUGAAGAUACUCAGACUUUCAAACUGCAGCAUUACAGAAGAAGGUUAUAAAUCUUUAGCUUUAGCUCUGAGUCAAACCCCUCACACCUGACAGAGCUGCAUCUCACAGGAAAUGAUCCUGGAGAAUCAGGAGUAAAGAUGCUUACCAAUGUACAAAAGAAAUCAAACUGUACACUGAAAACACUGAGGUUUUUGAAAAGUGAUGAUGCUGAGAAAGGCUGUCAGUACGUGAAGAACAUUAUCCAUGAAGACCCUUUACUCCUGACGGAGCUGACACUGAUAAAAAAAUACCUAACAGAUGCAGAAGUGAAGCAAGUGGCUGCUCUUUU
Misgurnus anguillicaudatus (oriental weatherfish) is the source of this 5295-nucleotide messenger RNA. The record is from RefSeq and is a predicted model, not a curated record. Lineage: Eukaryota; Metazoa; Chordata; Actinopteri; Cypriniformes; Cobitidae.